Molecule: messenger RNA, 645 nt
Organism: Angiostrongylus costaricensis
Lineage: Eukaryota; Metazoa; Nematoda; Chromadorea; Rhabditida; Metastrongylidae
Source: the annotation of a GenBank genome assembly
ACAAUUUCUUCCAUUUACAAAGCAUGGCUACUUUUUGCAUUAAAAAUAACCUUUUUCAGUGACGCUACGCGUCGGAACGGCAGACGUGAGAGAACAUCAUUCAAUAGAAUACAGCUGGAGCAUUUGGAGCGCGUUUUUCGUGAAACCCAUUACCCGGAUCUUUACAAAAGAGAGGAGGUAGCCAGAGCAAUCAAUUUACAAGAGGCCAGAGUCCAGGUAUGGUUCAAGAAUAGACGUGCUAAGGAUCGACAGUUAAAAAAGACACACCAGUUGCAAAUUAGCCAGAGGGCAACAUCUGGGUCUUCGUCUAAUGAAAGCCCUCCACCUGAGCCAAAAGUUUCCGACUUGAAAUUGUUGACCAACAUUGCUGUUCCUGGCACUGCUGAAUUUAAUCAACGUAACGAUUCAAAGUACGCCUCAGUUGGUGGAAUGGGUCUAAAGAUGGAAAAAGAAGAGCAAAAGUACGUCGAGAACAAGUUUCCCAGUGGUUCACCUCCUACAUCUGCAGCUUGGGCGUAUCCUCUUCCCACUACCAGUUAUUCCAUCUACAACAAUUUCUACGCCACACCUCCUAACUACUAUCAUCAUUACGGAUAUACGUCAGAUUAUACGCCACAAAAUCCGUCAUAUUGCGGACAACUGUGA